ACACCGCAGGGACGCCCGCCAGGGUCCCCUGCUCGCCGCCUGCCCGCCCGCCCGCCUCGGCCGGAGGUUCUCCGGACCCGGCAGGCCGCUUUUCCGGUGGCGGUCUCCGGGCGCAGGGCCCGCUGCAGGGCGCACGGCGUCCUCCCAACCCCGCCUCGCCCCAGCCUCCGCCCCCUUCGCGGAAACAACAGCUGGGGCGGCCGGGCUGGCGCCGCCUCCCUCUGCCUACCGCGCCCCGCGCCCCGGCUCUGCUGCGGCGCCUCCGCCUCUCGGCUUGGUCGGCCGGCGGCUCUGCCUGGGUGCCGCCCAGAAUGAACAUCAUGGACUUCAACGUGAAGAAGCUGGCGGCCGACGCGGGCACCUUCCUCAGUCGUGCCGUGCAGUUUACAGAAGAAAAGCUUGGCCAAGCAGAGAAGACAGAAUUGGAUGCUCACUUAGAAAACCUUCUUAGCAAAGCUGAAUGUACCAAAAUAUGGACAGAAAAAAUAAUGAAACAAACAGAAGUAUUAUUGCAGCCAAACCCAAAUGCCAGGAUAGAAGAAUUUGUUUAUGAGAAACUGGAUAGAAAAGCUCCAAGUCGUGUAAACAACCCAGAACUUUUGGGACAAUAUAUGAUUGAUGCAGGGACUGAAUUUGGCCCCGGAACAGCUUAUGGUAAUGCCCUUAUUAAAUGCGGAGAAACACAAAAAAGAAUUGGAACAGCUGACAGAGAACUAAUUCAAACAGCAGCCUUAAAUUUUCUCACUCCUUUAAGAAACUUCAUAGAAGGAGAUUACAAAACAAUUGCAAAAGAAAGGAAACUAUUACAAAAUAAGAGACUGGAUCUAGAUGCUGCAAAAACCAGACUAAAAAAGGCAAAAACUGCAGAAACUAAAAGUUCACAACUAAACUCAGCUCGCCUUGAAGGAGAUAACAUGGUAAAUUUCUUUUACAUGCUCAACUUCCUGCAUGUAAAAUGGCUGAAGAUUUGGGCAGAGGAAGUGACAAAAUCUGAACAGGAGGUAAGAAUAACUCAAAGUGAAUUUGAUCGUCAAGCAGAAAUUACCAGACUUCUGCUAGAAGGAAUCAGCAGUACACACGCCCAUCAUCUCCGCUGUCUGAAUGACUUUGUAGAAGCACAGAUGACUUACUAUGCCCAGUGUUACCAGUAUAUGUUAGACCUCCAGAAGCAACUGGGAAGCAGUUUUCCUUCCAAUUACCUUUGUAACAACAAUCACAAUGCUGGGACACCUAUGCCAUCUGCUUUACCAAAUGUGAUUGGUUCUUCUGCCAUGGCUUCAACAAGUGGCCUGGUAAUCACCUCUCCUAACAUCAGUGACCUUAAAGAGUCAAGUGGCAGCAGGAAGGCCAGGGUUCUCUACGAUUAUGAUGCUGCAAACAGUACUGAACUGUCACUUUUAGCUGAUGAGGUGAUCACUGUGUUCAGUAUCAUUGGAAUGGAUUCAGACUGGCUAAUGGGGGAAAGAGGAAAUCAGAAGGGCAAGGUGCCAAUUACCUACUUAGAACUGCUCAAUUAAAUAGGGAGACUAUGAAAGAUUGCCCAUCAUGACACCGUAUUUAUAUACAAGUAAUUCUAAAUAAAGCAGGUUUAAGUAUCUUCCAUGUUAAUGUCUUAAGAUUGAAAAGAAAAUAGGCCGUUAGAAGCUAUCCUUUCUGCUAGUAAAAUUGCAUGGUAAAUAUUUCAUUACAAAACUUACAUUAGAAUUUUCAUGCCACAAAUGUUUUCUUACAAAAUUCUCUUUCUACUGAAGUUUAAUUAAUACACAGCUCUACUUUUGAGCCCCAACUUGAAGCAGAAUGGUUUUCUACUGAAUUUUUCAUUAACGGCAAGCUUUUUCUUUUAUGUAAAAUAAAUUUAUUGUGAAUUUGA
Perognathus longimembris pacificus (Pacific pocket mouse) is the source of this 1870-nucleotide messenger RNA. RefSeq names its product SH3 domain containing GRB2 like, endophilin B1 (gene Sh3glb1). Bases 312 to 1517 code for a protein of 401 amino acids. Gene Ontology annotation, biological process: membrane organization. Gene Ontology annotation, molecular function: protein binding. Lineage: Eukaryota; Metazoa; Chordata; Mammalia; Rodentia; Heteromyidae. The record is from RefSeq and is a predicted model, not a curated record. Gene Ontology annotation, cellular component: membrane; cytoplasm. The transcript has 11 exons.